This is a messenger RNA of Lodderomyces margitis, 1599 nucleotides long. RefSeq lists its product as uncharacterized. Bases 1 to 1599 code for a protein of 532 amino acids. The record is from RefSeq and is a predicted model, not a curated record. NCBI's taxonomy places the organism in Eukaryota, Fungi, Ascomycota, Pichiomycetes, Serinales, Debaryomycetaceae. Gene Ontology annotation, molecular function: iron ion binding; heme binding; oxidoreductase activity, acting on paired donors, with incorporation or reduction of molecular oxygen. The transcript is spliced from 2 exons.
AUGUUGUUACUGACUUCACCAUUUUGGAACCUUCCAGGUCCUUAUGUUAAUCGCGUUUCAUACAUUCCAGCCUUAAACGAACAACGAAAAGGCUCUUGGAUCGAAACGGUGUACAAGUUACACCAGAAAUAUGGUCCCAUUGUUGUGUUAUCUCCAAAUGAAAUUAGCGUGUACGGGCCAGAGUACGUAAAAGAAAUUUAUACUAGAAACUUUCCCAAAUCAACCUUCUACGCUAAUUUCACAAAUCAUGGCCACAACAACAUCUUUUCAAGCUUGAACAACAAGCAACAUUUAAACUACAAAAAAAUCGUCAUGAAACUAUACAACAAUGGGACCAUAAAGUCCCCUGAAAAUAAAACAAGAGAAAUAUUAAUCGAGUGUACAAGAAAGUUAUUGGAGUGGGUAAACAAAAGUUCAAUUACAGGCCAAACACCCGACUUUGCUAGUGUUAGUCCCAAAUUAAAUCUCCACGCAAAAGGCCAUUUUGAAAAAUGGUUCAACAAGUCGCAAAGAUUGGAAAACUUAGGAAUUGAAGUCUUUUCACUAUUUGGGGCUCUUGCAAUGGAUGUGAUUUCAAGAUUCGAAUUGGGAAAUACAAAUGGACUGGAUUUGUUAAGUUGUCAUUCUGACCGUGAAAUAAUUUUGAAGCAUCGCCAAGUAUCAAGCAUGUUGUUCUGGACUACGUUAAUGCCAGGGUUAUGGGACUUUGCCGCAACAAAAACGAUUAAAAAAUGUGCCGAUGAUAUAUCCCAAUUUCAAAUGUCCUUGUACGCUUUUGCUGAAAAAAAUUUGGGCAACAAUGGAAAGAAUUUGACCACGUUGGAAACCUUGAAGAGGAAUGGCCUUGAUGGACCUAGAGCGUACUCGUUUUUAUCAGACAAUUUGUUUGCUGGUCAUGAAACCACAGCAAUUCAAUUAUGCUAUUUGGUUUAUGAAUUAUCUCGACCAGGUAAUAAGCUGUUGGUGAAGAGACUACAAAACGAGUUGUUUGAAGGAUUCGGCAAGCCUGGUAGUCAUGAUGCUGUUAUUGAAGAUUUGGAGAAAAUAGAAAACCUUGAGGUUUUAGACGCUUUAUUAUUGGAAAAUUCAAGAGUCCAUUCGUCAAUCCCAGGUGCGGAACCCAGAGUCGUAGAUCGUCCAUACAGUGUUGAUGGUGUCAGUCUCCCUCAAGGCACAAUAAUCUCAUGUCUACCAUAUGCUUUACACAGGGACCCAGUCGUGUUUCCCAAACAUGAUUACUUUAUACCCGAUAGGUGGUUAAAGUAUGACGAGGAAACAGAAGGAGAGUUUCAUCAGAGAAUUAGAACUCAAAACAAGUAUAUGUUGCAUUUUGGAAAGGGAAUACGGAUGUGCCUUGGAAUGAAUUUAGCGUGGCUUGAAAUGAAGCUUGUUGUAGCCAACUUGUACUGGCAUUUUCAUUCUACACUUGAUGAAGAUUGGUGUGAGAUCAAGAAUGAUUUAGAACCAUUACAAUUAGGCAAGAGUAAUGCUGGAAAGAACAAAAACGAUCAAGAGAAAAUGUGUAUGGGUGAUGCUUACACCACCACGGGACCUAUUAAUGAAGAAUGUUGGAUAAGAUGGUUUGAGAAUGGUGGCUAA